CUGCGCGGGGAGUGCCCGCUCCUCCCCCGCCCGCCGCCGCCGCCGCCGCGGGAGUAAAGGUCGCGGCUGGGAGCUGCGGCCGCGGCGCCUCCAGGAAGCCGGCGGGCAGGUCGGGGAAAGGGACGCGGAGCACCAACUCCCGCCGGGAAGAUGGCGCCAGCCGGGCGGGCCGCGCACUGAGCCGCCGCCGAGAGCCGACCGCCCGCGCCGGGCGCGAGGAGGCCCCCGCGGGACACGGGCCCGGCUCGGCCGCCGCGGGCCAUGUCGCUCAGCGAGCUCUACAGCCAGAACACCAGGGUCUGGAUCCCUGACCCCGAGGACGUGUGGCGCCCGGCCGAGUUAACCAGGGACUACAAGGAGGGGGACAGGAGCCUCCAGCUCAGACUGGAAGAUGACACUAUUCAGGAAUACCCCAUCGAUGCCCAAAGCAAGCAGCUGCCCUUCCUGCGGAACCCAGAUAUCUUGGUGGGAGAAAAUGACCUCACUGCCCUCAGCUAUCUCCACGAGCCUGCCGUUUUGCAUAACUUAAAGGUCCGUUUCCUGGAGUCCAACCAUAUCUACACGUACUGUGGUAUUGUGCUUGUUGCCAUUAAUCCUUAUGAGCAGCUGCCAAUCUAUGGACAAGAUGUCAUCUAUGCCUACAGCGGCCAAAACAUGGGUGAUAUGGACCCCCACAUCUUUGCUGUGGCAGAAGAAGCCUACAAGCAGAUGGCCAGAGACGAGAAGAACCAAUCCAUCAUCGUCAGCGGGGAGUCCGGAGCCGGCAAGACGGUAUCCGCCAAGUACGCCAUGCGCUAUUUCGCCACGGUGGGCGGCUCGGCCAGUGACACCAACAUCGAAGAGAAGGUCCUGGCGUCCAGUCCCAUCAUGGAGGCCAUCGGAAAUGCCAAAACCACCCGCAACGACAACAGCAGCCGCUUUGGGAAGUAUAUUCAGAUUGGCUUUGACAAGAGGUACCACAUCAUCGGGGCCAACAUGAGGACCUACCUGCUGGAGAAGUCCAGGGUGGUCUUCCAGGCAGACGACGAGAGGAACUACCACAUCUUCUACCAGCUCUGCGCGGCGGCCAGCCUCCCGGAACUGAAGGAGCUCGCCCUGACCUGUGCCGAGGACUUUUUCUACACGUCCCAGGGAGGAGACACGUCCAUCGAGGGCGUGGACGACGCGGAGGACUUUGAGAAGACUCGACAGGCCUUCACGCUCCUUGGAGUGAGAGAGUCCCACCAGAUAAGCAUUUUUAAGAUAAUCGCUUCCAUCCUGCACCUGGGAAACGUGGAGAUUCAGGCCGAGCGCCAGGAUGACUCCUGUAGCGUAUCACCGCAGGACGAGCACCUCAGCGCCUUCUGCCGCCUGCUGGGGGUGGAGCACAGCCAGAUGGAGCAUUGGCUGUGCCACCGCAAGCUGGUCACCACGGCGGAGACCUAUGUGAAGACCAUGUCCCUGCAGCAGGUGGUCAACGCCCGCAACGCACUGGCCAAGCACAUCUACGCGCAGCUGUUCGGCUGGAUCGUGGAGCAGGUCAACAAGGCGCUGCACACCGCCCUCAAGCAGCACUCCUUCAUCGGCGUCCUAGACAUCUACGGGUUCGAGACCUUCGAGGUGAACAGCUUUGAGCAGUUCUGCAUCAACUACGCGAAUGAGAAGCUGCAGCAGCAGUUCAACUCGCAUGUCUUCAAACUGGAGCAAGAAGAGUACAUGAAGGAGCAGAUCCCUUGGACCUUGAUUGACUUUUACGACAACCAGCCUUGUAUCGACCUCAUAGAAGCCAAGCUGGGCAUCCUAGACCUGUUGGAUGAGGAGUGUAAGGUCCCCAAAGGAACUGACCAGAACUGGGCCCAGAAGCUGUACGACCGGCACGGGGGCUGCCAGCACUUCCAGAAACCCCGCAUGUCCAACACGGCCUUCAUCGUGGCGCACUUCGCCGACAAGGUGGAGUACCUCUCAGAUGGCUUCCUGGAGAAAAACAGAGACACGGUGUAUGAGGAGCAGAUCAACAUCCUGAAGGCCAGCAAGUGCCCCCUGGUGGCUGACUUGUUUCACGACGACAAGGACUCUGUUCCUGCCCCCUCCACUUCUGCAAAGGGCUCCAAGAUCAACGUCCGCUCCUCCAGACCCCCGCUGAAAGCCUCCAACAAGGAGCACAAGAAGACCGUGGGCCACCAGUUCCGCACCUCCCUGCAGCUGCUCAUGGAGACGCUGAACGCCACCACGCCGCACUACGUCCGCUGCAUCAAGCCCAACGACGAGAAGCUCCCCUUCCACUUUGACCCGAAGAGAGCGGUGCAGCAGCUCCGAGCGUGCGGGGUGCUGGAGACGAUCCGAAUCAGCGCAGCCGGCUACCCGUCCAGGUGGACCUACCAUGAUUUCUUCAACCGCUAUCGGAUGCUGAUCAAGAAGAGAGAGCUCGCCAGUGGGGAUAAGAAGGCCACCUGCAGGUCUGUGCUGGAGAGCCUCAUCAAGGACCCGGACAAGUUCCAGUUUGGCCGCACCAAGAUCUUCUUCCGGGCAGGCCAGGUAGCCUACCUGGAGAAGCUUCGGGCCGACAAGUUCCGGGCAGCCACCAUCACGAUCCAGAAGACCGUCCGGGGCUGGCUGCAGAGGGUGAAGUACCGCAGGUUGAAGGGGGCGACCUUGACGCUGCAGAGGUACUGCCGAGGACACCUGGCCCGCAGGCUGGCCGAGCAUCUGCGGAGGACACGGGCGGCUGUGGUGUUCCAGAAGCAGUACCGCAUGCGGAGGGCUCGCCUGGCCUACCGGAAGGUCCGCAGAGCGGCCAUUGUCAUCCAGGCCUGCACGCGGGGCAUGUUCGUGCGGAGGAUCUAUCGCCAGGUCCUCCGGGAGCACAAGGCCACCGUCAUCCAGAAGCAUGUGCGGGGCUGGGCGGCGCGCAGGCACUUCCUGCGGCUGCGGGGCGCGGCCAUCGUCAUCCAGUGCGCCUUCCGGAUGCUCAAGGCCAAGCAGGAGCUGAAGGCCCUCAAGAUCGAGGCUCGCUCAGCAGAGCACCUGAAGCGCCUUAACGUGGGCAUGGAGAACAAGGUGGUCCAGCUGCAGCGGAAGAUCGACGACCAGAACAAAGAGUUCAAGACGCUGUCGGAGCAGCUGUCUGCGGCCGCCUCCGCCCACGCCAUGGAGGUGACGAAGCUGAGGAAGGAGCUGGCCCACUACCAGCAGAGCCCCGGCGGGGACGUGGGCCUGCGGCUGCAGGAGGAGGUGGAGAGCCUGCGGACGGAGCUGCAGAGGGCCCACUCGGAGCGCAAGAUCCUGGAGGACGCCCACAGCCGGGAGAGCGACGAGCUGCGGAAGCGCGUCGCAGACCUGGAGCAGGAAAACGCUCUCUUGAAAGAUGAGAAAGAACAGCUUAACCACCAAAUCCUGAGCCAGUCGAAAGAUGACUUGGCCCGCGGCUCCGCCCAGGAGAACCUGCUGGUGAAGAGGGAGCUGGAGGAGGAGCGGUCCCGGUACCAGAAUCUCGUGAAGGAGUACUCCCGGCUGGAGCAGAGAUACGACAACCUCCGGGACGAGAUGACCAUCAUAAAGCAAACCCCAGGCCACAAGCGGAACCCGUCAAACCAAAGUAGCUUAGAAUCGGAUUCCAACUACCCCUCCAUCUGCACGUCUGAGGUGGGCGACACGGAGGACGCCCUGCAGCAGGUGGAGGAAACCGGCCUGGAGAAGGCGGCCCUGGACAUGACGGUCUUCCUGAAGCUGCAGAAGCGCGUGCGGGAGCUGGAGCAGGAGCGGAGGAAGCUGCAGGCGCAGCUGGAGAGGAGAGAGCAGCAGGAUGGCAGGAAAGUCCAGGUGGAGCCACCAAAGAACGACAUCGACCUGGACCAGGACACAGAUCUAGCCUACAAUACGCUGAAGAGGCAGGAGCUGGAGUCAGAAAACAAGAAGCUGAAGAAUGACCUGAACGAGCUGAGGAAGGCCGUGGCCGACCAGGCCACCCAGAACAACGCCGCCCCCGGCUCCCCCGACGGCUACGGCCUCCUGCUGAACCAGCUCCGACUGGCCAACGAGGAACUCGAGGUGCGCAAGGAGGAGGUGCUCAUCCUGAGGACCCAGAUCGUCAGCGCCGACCAGCGCCGCCUGGCGGGCAAGAGCGCGGAGCCGAACAUUAAUGCCAGGACCAGUUGGCCCAACAGUGAAAAGCACGUGGAUCAGGAAGACGCCAUCGAGGCCUAUCACGGGGUCUGCCAGACGAACAGGUUGCUGGAGGCCCAGCUGCAGGCCCAGAGCCGUGCCCAUGAGGAGGAGGUGGAGUGCCUCAAGGCCCAGGUGGAGGCCCUGAAGGAGGAGAUGGACAGGCAGCAGCAGACCUUCUCCCAGACGCUGCUGCUGUCCCCGGAGGCCCAGGUGGAAUUUGGCGUCCAGCAGGAGAUGUCCCGGCUGACCAACGAGAACCUGGACCUGAAAGAACUGGUAGAAAAGCUGGAAAAGAAUGAGAAGAAACUCAAGAAACAACUGAAGAUUCACAUGAAGAGAGUCCAGGACCUAGAAGCUGCCCAGACGCUAGCCCAGAAUGGGAAGAGGCACCAGGAGCUGAGCAGGCAGGUCGCUGUCCAGCGGAAGGAGAAGGACUUCCAGGGCAUGCUGGAGUACCACCGGGAGGACGAGGCCCUCCUCAUCCGGAACCUGGUGACAGAGCUGAAGCCCCAGGCACUGGCGGGCACAGUGCCCUGUCUUCCCGCCUACAUCCUCUACAUGUGCAUCAGGCACGCGGAUUACGUCAACGACGACCUCAAGGUGCACUCCCUGCUGACCUCCACCAUCAACGGCAUUAAGAAAGUCCUCAAGAAGCACAGCGACGACUUUGAGAUGACAUCGUUCUGGCUGUCCAACACCUGCCGCCUGCUUCACUGUUUGAAGCAGUACAGCGGGGACGAGGGCUUCAUGACGCAGAACACCGCCAAGCAGAACGAGCACUGUCUUAAGAACUUCGACCUCACGGAGUACCGCCAGGUGCUGAGCGACCUUUCCAUCCAGAUCUACCAGCAGCUCAUUAAAAUCGCCGAGGGCGUGCUGCAGCCCAUGAUCGUUUCGGCCAUGUUGGAGAACGAGAGCAUCCAGGGCCUGUCCGGGGUGAAGCCCACGGGCUACCGGAAGCGCUCGUCCAGCAUGGCGGACGGGGACCACGCCUACUGCCUGGAAGCCGUCACCCGCCAGAUGAGCGCCUUCCACACGGUCAUGUGCGACCAGGGCCUGGACCCCGAGAUCAUCCUGCAGGUGUUCAAGCAGCUCUUCUACAUGAUCACGGCCGUGACGCUCAACAACCUGCUCCUGCGGAAGGACGUGUGCUCCUGGAGCACGGGCAUGCAGCUCAGGUACAACAUAAGUCAGCUGGAGGAGUGGCUCCGAGGGAGAAACCUUCACCAGAGCGGAGCCGUUCAAACCAUGGAACCCCUGAUCCAAGCAGCCCAGCUCUUGCAGUUAAAGAAGAAAACGCCUGAGGACGCUGAGGCCAUCUGCUCCCUGAGCACCUCCCUCAGCACCCAGCAGAUUGUCAAAAUUCUAAACCUUUAUACUCCCUUGAAUGAAUUUGAAGAACGAGUAACAGUGGGCUUCAUACGCACGAUCCAGGCACAACUACAAGAUCGGAAUGACCCUCAGCAACUGCUGUUGGACUACAAGCACAUGUUUCCCGUUUUGUUCCCCUUUAAUCCGUCUGCUCUGACUAUGGACUCCAUCCACAUCCCAGCGUGUCUCAAUCUUGAGUUCCUCACUGAAGUCUGAACAACGCGCAUUGCCAGCCUGGCUGGAUUGGCAGCGAGAGCAAGAAGACAUAUACAGUCAAGUGGCUUUAAGGGUCUGUUCAGGCUUUAAAAGUGGAUCAAAUCAGACAUGGAGAGGAUGUGCCGAGUGCUGAACCAUAAGAAGGAGAACACAGCUGUCAUUAUUUUUUGUACCUACUGCUCAGAAUAAAAACACUUGAAGUAUGGGAGAUUUUUUGAAGUACGAUUUCAGAAUAAACAAGUUCAUGUUAGCAUUUAUACCACCAAGCAAAGCAGUCCCCGUGGCCAUAAAAAAGGUGCCAAGCUACAAAAUGGAAACUGCCUUCUUUUGAUCUCUGCAUAUAACUGGAGAAUGUCCAAAAUAAAAUAUUAAAACUACGUGAGUCACAUAAAUUGCCUUCAGAGGCGCUUGACACUGUCAUAUAGCGUGACGUCUCCCCAGGGUGACGAGCUAUAGGUGUGGAUCAGCCUGUGGGGAAAUGUUUUGAGAACAGGAAUACAGGCCUGGGCCUUCUGAGAAGUUUCCCAAAGAUAUUUUUUAAUGCCUGGUGAUGCAGAGACAAUGGUGUAGCUGACCUCUAGACCAGACAUUUUGAGUAUUGGUUUCUGAAGCAAAAUUAGAUGAGGCAGUUCCUCAUGUGCUCAACUGCUUUUGUGCAGUCCUGAGUCUAUUGGAAUUAUGCUAAAAAGGCUGCUGUCCCAAACUAAGGAUGUGAGCAAGGAGGAAAGACGUUCCCAAUGCUAGUCCAUGUACUUACUGAGUCAACAAAAACCUAUAUAAGCGAAAAGUUAGAAAAGAGUAGCAACUCUUUUAUUUACAGAUUAAGAACCAAACAAGUCAAUGUGAAAGCCUUUAAUCCCUUUCUGCCACGAAACCUCCAAUGAGAACAUCACAGAACACACUGGUGAUUCCAGAUAACCCAAAUAAUACAGGAAAGCAAACCAUCUCGAGGAUCAAGUUGUUUGAAAAACCUUUGUAAAAAUCAGUUCAAGAAUUAAGUUAUACAAAAGAUCUUGGGGGUAUUUUUUUUUUGUAAGUAUUCUUUUAAAAGAGAGAAUAACUUAAGCCAACUUUCUCUUUUCGUGUUAUUUUCAAAUUUGCCACAUAAAAAUCAUAAAUAUCUCUGCUCUGAAAUAAAGAUUAAAAGAGUAUUUGAUGAUAUUACAACAGAUUUUAUAUGUUUGCUGCUUUCACAAAUUUGUCGUCAUCUCUUCAAAAUCAGGCAUUCAGUUAGAAAACCCUACAUAUAUUCUUCACACCCGUGUUUUUACUAUUUGUUCCAUACUUCUGGUAGAGAACAGUAUGCUGUUUUCAUGAUAAGAACAGAUGUUGUUUACAAAUCAUAGAGCCUCCAUGUUGAGUCAAGAUAAGAUUUCUCCAUGAAAUACACAUAGAACACCCUGCCACACACCCACCGUUAAUGCAGCCACUCAUCUUAAAAGGCUCUUGGAAACACAACACACACCAAGCCCUAACCAAUCAAUCUGUAUACUGUGCUCUUACAGCUCAACCUCCUUGGUCAUUCUCCCUGCCCACUGGGCAGAACAAGGCAUAGCACCUGGGCAAAGACUGCUGACCACCAUGCCCAAAUCUGUCACUGACCUUACCCCCUCUACUGCCACAUUCAACAUCCUGGCUGCUCUUGGGUGUCUACUGGUACGCAGAGCUGAGCCUCUUUCCCCAUCCAGUGACAUCAUCUGACAUCCAUGACACACACCCUUUGACACACACACACACACACACACUGUGUUUGGAAGGCCAGUCUAAAACCAAUUGGGUCCAUGGCUCCCUUUUUUAAAAUAUGUUUAUUAAGUAUUAGAGGCCUGGUGCACAAAAUUUGUGCACUGGAGGGGGGGUCCCUCAGCCUGGCCUGCGCCCUCUCGCAGUCCAGGAGCCCUCGGGGGAUGUCCACCUGAUGGUUUAGGCUCGCUCCCAGCAGUCGGACAUCCUUAGCGCUGCCGCAGAGGUGGGAGAGGCUCCCGCCACCGCCGCUGCACUCGCCAGCCAUGAGUCCAGCUCAGGGCUUCUGGCUGAGUGGCGCUCCCUCUGUGGGAGCACACUGACCACCAGGGGGCAGCUCCUCAUUGAGCAUCUGUCCCCUGAUGGUUAGUGCACAUCAUAGCGACCAGUCGUUCUGCCAUUCUGUCAAUUUGCAUAUUAGCCUUUUAUUAUAUAGGAUAAUUUACUUUUUACUGCAAUGUGUUUAAAACUGAGUCUCUCAUAUAAGGACUGUCCUUACUCUUCAAGAUAACCAAAAAUGCCUUGUCAGAGAGUCAAGGAGUUUGAAAGCAGUGAUUCCAUAAAUGCAAUGGCUUACUGUCCUUACAUUAUGACUUACACCCUCAUUCUCUCCAUCUCUUUGGGUCACUACCUCUCUGCUGUCACUGGUUAAUCACCAGGUGCCAACAACUCACUAAAUGAAAGCUUGGCAAUUAGAAUAAAUGGAAAACGUAUGAACAGUCCUCUACUCAGCCUAAGAAAUGGCAGAUUUAGUUCUCUUCUUCCAAAACAUAAAGGUGUUUCACUGGAACUAAAUUUAUAUAUACUUAAAAACAAAUAGCCUUUUAUAGACCACUAACAAUAAAACAAUAUAGUAGUUGGUUACUUACUGUUUAGAUCUGCCCUAUUUAACUUAACACUUAGAGACUGGAAUAAGCAUCUUUAGAGAAACUGUAAUCUUUUGUUAGCAUUUAUAUUUUUUUGCAUUUUUUAAAGUCAGUUCAACUCAAACUUUUUCCAACUUCAUGAAAUCAGUAUUUUUAAUUUAAAUAACUUAAUUCAACAUAAAGGUUUGAACUCUGUCCUAGAUAUCUGUCUUUACUUUUUAAUAUUUAUAAUUUAUUUGACAUUUUCUCACUAUGUGCCUUUAGCAGUUACUAAGAUAACUGACUUAUCACUUAGUUCUCUGAAGUAAGUGUUGCUGUGGGAAGAACUUUAAUGCCUGGCAUAACAUCAUGGUGAAGUUUUGUCUUUUAAAACAUUAGAAGCAUUUUAAAGAUUACUUAAGAAUCAAGUAUCUAUAGAUUAAACAAGUUGUGCUUUAAGUAUUAUAUGGGACCUACCCGGUUACCUAUAGUAAUGUGUGUUAUGUACGUACUAAAGGCCCGAUGCACGAAAUUUGUGCAAGGGGCUCGGCCCUCGCAGCCCCAGCUUCAUCUGGAAGGUCAUCGGGAAUGGUCAUUCUGCUGUUCAGCUGUCUGGUCUAAUUAGCAUAUUACGCUUUCAUUAUUAUAGGUUAACUAGAGGCCCGAUGCACGAAGAUUCGUGCAAGAAUGGGCCUUCCUUCCCCUGGCUGCCGGCACCGCCUCCACUCUGGCCCCAGAGCCACCUUUCCGCCUUCUCACGCUGCCCAGAGGCCUGGAGCAGCUGGGGCUGUGUGGAAUGCCUGCGUCCCACCCCACGCCUGACCACUCAGUGCCUGUGUAUGCAAAUUAACCCGCCAUCUUUGUUGGGUUAAUUUGCAUACUCCUGAUUGGCUGGUGGGCGUCACAAAGGUACAAUCAAUUUGCAUCUUUCUCUUUUAUUGGUGUAGAUACUUGUUGCUGAAGCUGGCAAGCAUAUUACUGACAUGCAUUCUCCCUGCCCAUCAUAUCUGCAGUUCCACAUAUGGUACCUGGCAAGCAGACUAGACCCAAAGGGAAAGACUUUUUUUCUCUUUUCAUGGAGCAUGUCAAUAGGAGUUUCUUCUCUUGAUUUUUCCUAUACUAAAUUUUAAGGCUUUUGUAAAAAAAAAAAAAAAAAAGAAAGAAAAAGAAAAAAAAGUGACAAAA
This is a messenger RNA of Myotis daubentonii (Daubenton's bat), 9500 nucleotides long. It is a transcript of the gene MYO5B, whose product is annotated as myosin VB. The record is from RefSeq and is a predicted model, not a curated record. Gene Ontology annotation, molecular function: ATP binding; microfilament motor activity; actin filament binding. Gene Ontology annotation, cellular component: actin cytoskeleton; cytoplasm; myosin complex. Lineage: Eukaryota; Metazoa; Chordata; Mammalia; Chiroptera; Vespertilionidae. Gene Ontology annotation, biological process: actin filament organization.